AUGGCGUUGUCGUCAGACGUAUCGCCAGGAGCUUCGCCUGAAGAAUUGAACCAGUACUCUGUAAAGUUAUCUGCUCUCGAACUGAGGCUCGAUCACGAUCAUGAUAUUCAGGUUGGAGAGGGCUCGAACGCCCCAUGGCGCAGAGAAGUCGAGGAGUACAAGACUGCAUCGAAUGACGCCAUCGCCAGAGAACGCGCAUACCAGUAUUCGGUGAAGUUGUCCGCCUGCGAACUAAAGCUCAACCAGGAUCAGGAAACGAAGGCUGCACAGAAGCCAUUUUCUCAAAAUCUGCUAUUGGACGCAUCUGCCAGCUCCCGUGACUCUGACAUUGUGGAGCUUAACGUAGGAGGGACGCUAAUGAGCGUCACGCGAGCCACACUUCUUCGCGCUGGCCAGGGAUCAAGGUUGGCCGCGAUGUUUUCGGGCAAUGGGGAACAUAGGCACAUGCGUGAUCCGCAGGGGCGAAUUUUUCUCGAUGCUAAUCCGUAUUGUUUUGACAUGUUGUUGAGUUUUCUUCGUCUGAAGGGUUUUGAAGACCCAGAUGUGCCCACAGCUUUACCACAAGUUGCGGAGGACAGAACGAUUGAGUUCGCCACGUUGGCAAAAUAUUAUGCAGGGCCUUUGUUUGAGCCCGACGGUGAAUUAAAGCACGGGUCCAGUGCAACGACAUCGUCACCUGAUGGGGAUAAGUGUUGA
Prorocentrum cordatum is the source of this 696-nucleotide messenger RNA. NCBI's taxonomy places the organism in Eukaryota, Dinophyceae, Prorocentrales, Prorocentraceae. The record is from the annotation of a GenBank genome assembly.